Wickerhamiella sorbophila is the source of this 861-nucleotide messenger RNA. RefSeq names its product Allergen Asp f 7. Bases 1 to 861 code for a protein of 286 amino acids. The transcript has a single exon. Lineage: Eukaryota; Fungi; Ascomycota; Dipodascomycetes; Dipodascales; Trichomonascaceae. The record is from RefSeq and is a predicted model, not a curated record.
AUGCAAUUUGCUCUCUCUGCCGUUGUCGCCCUUUUAGCUGCCAGCCCCGUCUCCGCAGCCAUUGUAACUGAGGUUGUCCAUGUCACCCAGUACGUUUACCAGGAUGUCAACGUUUUCGUUGACCAGAACGGUGUUCCUGUCACCACCGUCUCGAGCCUGGUGAGCACUAGCGAGAUCGCUGGUGCCCCUACUCCUAGCACUCCUGCUAACCCAGACACUCUUCAGCACUCUCACGCUGAUCACCCUACGAGCUAUGCUUCUAUUGACAAUAACUACCAGUACCAGGCUCCCACCACUGAGACUGACUCCCCCGCUGCUGCCCCCACUACCACCGUUGCCCCUGUUGCAGUUACCACUUCGUCCCCCGCUCCCGCCCCCUCUCCCCCGGCUGAGACUACUCCCGCUGCUGCCCCGGCUGAGACCACUCCCACUGCUGCCCCGGUUGAGACCACUACCUCUGAGCCUGCUCCUGCCCCUGUCACCACUUCGUCCCCUGCUCCCGCCGCUACUCAGACUGAGGGCUCCGGCUCCGGCUCCGGCGGUUCUGGCGAGACCUACACUGGCCAGGCUACUUACUACACUCCUGGCCUGGGUGCCUGCGGUGUGACCAACACAGCCAGCGACUUUAUCGCUGCUCUGAACGUUGACCAGUUCAACAGCUUCGGUGCCAUGUCCAACGGCAACCCCGUGUGCGGCAAGAAGGCCACCAUCACUCGCAACGGCAAGUCUGUUACCGUUACCAUCACUGACAAGUGCCCCGGAUGCAAGUACGGAGAUCUCGAUCUUUCCCCUGCUGCUUUCGACGCUAUUGCCAGCGAAGCCGAGGGUCGCGUUGACAUCACCUGGUCUUUUGAUAGCUAA